Molecule: messenger RNA, 1936 nt
Organism: Photinus pyralis (common eastern firefly)
Lineage: Eukaryota; Metazoa; Arthropoda; Insecta; Coleoptera; Lampyridae
Gene: Sec20
Product: hexosaminidase D
Exons: 4
Coding region: 331-1014 (227 amino acids)
Biological process (GO): retrograde vesicle-mediated transport, Golgi to endoplasmic reticulum; carbohydrate metabolic process
Cellular component (GO): SNARE complex; endoplasmic reticulum
Molecular function (GO): SNAP receptor activity; hexosaminidase activity
Source: RefSeq, a predicted model, not a curated record
UUUUCCCAAAGCGAAAAUCCUUAAACUAUGAACCUAAAAUCUCAUACGUAUACGUUGUUGACUAAUCUCCUCAUGAAUAUCCCCUUGAACUUUUGUUUAUGUUUUACGUUUGAUGGUCGGAAUGAACUUAUUUAGUAUGCUUCCUAUGUAUUUACAGAAAAUAGGUAGAUAUACACGUUAUAACUGACACAAAUAAUGUUAUUCAAAUAAAUAAAAGAUGCGUCCUUGUCUGCAUACAUGCUAAAAUUCAAGUUUAAUGUCAUAAUUUUACCUUAAACUUAAAUCUCUGGGUUCUGUUUAAGAAAUAUGCCUACUGGAUUCUGAGACUCAAUGCACCAAAUGGACACAUCCCAAUAUGCGCUGAACACACUCAGACAAGACAUAGUCGAACACCAUUUACAACUGAAAGCCACAAUACAGGACAUCAACAUGUGCACGGGACCUCUUCUGGAAUUACAGAAUUUGAACAGCUUGGGACGCUCGAAAAUUUCCGCGAUCCGCAAAUACAUCGACAAGUUUGGUGAUAUGGCGAAAGAAAGCAAAGAGAAGGAGUUAUUGAAGGAGGUGGUUCUGCAAAGGGAACAGUUGGCGAGCUCGAUGGACGCGUUUAAAAAGGCGAACAUUAAAGCAAUGUUGGCACUGGAGAGAGGCGCUAAGGAAGAACUACUCCUGCCGAAGGAUCCCGAAACGCGUUUGAAGCACAGACAGAAACGCGACAAGCAGAAUUUAGUUAAGGCGAACUCAAGCAUAACCGAUCAACUGCUUACUAUCAGUAGGCAAUUGGCCGAAACUACGCAAAGAAGCGCGGAUACACUAGACACCCUUGUGUCCUCAUCAGAUAGCGUUGUGGGAACUCAGGAAGAACUCAAGGUCACAUCGAGUGUUAUCGGACAGUCGGGAAAGUUGCUAGCGAAAUAUGGCAGACGAGAAUUCACCGAUAAAAUACUCAUGUUUUUCGCUUUUACCUUCUUCGUUGCGUGCGUUAUUUACAUUGUCCACAAGCGGUUAUUUUGAUACAUCGCCCAUUUCCUUAUGAGUCAGCCAUUCCAUGUAUUUAAGAAAUCCCAGUAAAUAAAUAAUAAACGCACGUCCUAUUUUUAUUUAUACCAGAAGGCCACGGUUUUUUAAGAGAUAUGUAAGAGUUAUCUAAGUUCAAGACUAAUUCUCAUUCGAGGAAUUAGAUCAUUAAAUUGUUUUAGGAUGUGCGAUGACGCGCGUAAUCCUGUUCCUUUGUAAAUAAUUUUCUUGUGUGCGUACGUGUGUGAGAGGAAUACUUAUUAAACGUGCCUGAUGAACAAUAAGAAAAGUGCCAAGAAAAUUUCAAGGACAGAAGGGAAUAACGACCUUGCUUUUUGUAUAUAAAUAAAAGCGGGCGCGAAAUUGGCUCAGUAUUGUAGAAACACCACCACCAUGGGGAAGGCAGUUGUGUUAUUUUUCUGUGCAUUGCUCAUUAUAUGUGUAGUCCAUAAUUCUAGCUGCACAUCUACAUUUUUGGCAAAGUUGUUUGGCGGUUACAAUUACGGUGGCUAUGGUAGUUACGGUUACACUGGUGGACGAAGAACCGGAUAUGGUCGCCGUUUUGAAGAAGGAAAAACUAGAUGGAGAGAAAUUUGCAACAUCCAUAACAUUGAUCGGUUUGCAUUUCCUGGAAAGAUUCCCACUCCUGUCUGUGCAUAGUGUUUUUAGUACUACUACGUGCUUAUGUUGUACCCAAUCACUCGAAACGUCUGAUACUUUUUAAGAAAAGUAAAUUGCGUAACUAGAGACAAUGGGUAACUUUUUCAAUAGAAAGUAACAUUUUACGCCUACUUUUCUAGUAAUUUUUGUAAAAUAUGACUUUCAAAUGCAUGUUCCACAUUAGCCUUAAUUUGUUUAAGUAUAUAUCGUAUAGUUCUAAUUUAUUUAUGAUACCAGAUAUUAAAUUGUUUCACAGUUA